Messenger RNA from Tarenaya hassleriana, 957 nucleotides. RefSeq lists its product as uncharacterized. The transcript has 5 exons. The record is from RefSeq and is a predicted model, not a curated record. Lineage: Eukaryota; Viridiplantae; Streptophyta; Magnoliopsida; Brassicales; Cleomaceae. The coding region runs from base 61 to 834 and encodes 257 amino acids.
CGAGUUGCGUUAACUGACUCAACCCGCGACGUUCCUCCUUGAUCCGGAACCUCCGCCGCCAUGACGCCAUGCCGGACUUUAACCUCCAGGAUCAACGCCUUGCCUUCUCCGUCUCGAUUGCUCCUCCGUGGCACUCGCGAUUUCGUCCCGAUGGGGGAAACGCGACUCAAAUCGACCUCCGGUGGCUUGGAUUUCCCGGCGAUUGCUAACUCGGCGGGGGAUUCUAGGGUUCAUGCGCCGCUUUCCUCGCGCGUGUCGUCUGCGGCGGUAACGUCGAAGUCUCCGAGCAGUGUGGAGGCUAUUGAAGAGGUGAUAGAGAAGGUAAUAUACCGAUGCAGGUUCAUGGCGUUUCUAGGAACACUAGGAUCCUUGGUCGGUUCGGUUAUAUGUUUCAUCAAAGGAUGCACUUACGUGGCGGAAUCAUUUGCCGAGUUUUUUGUGAACCGUGGGAAAAUAAUGAUGCUUCUGGUCGAGGCAAUAGAUAUUUACCUUUUAGGAACUGUGAUGCUGGUAUUUGGAAUGGGGCUCUACGAGCUAUUCAUCAGCAACCUCGACACAUCAAAGUUGCUUUCGGAUGAACGAGCUCCCAACAGAUCGAAUCUCUUUGGGCUAUUCACUCUAAAGGAGCGGCCGAGAUGGUUAGAUAUAAAAUCGGUGAGCGAGCUGAAGACGAAGCUUGGGCAUGUGAUAGUGAUGCUGCUGUUGAUAGGAUGGUUCGACAAGAGCAAGAAGGCUGUCAUAACCUCAGUCACGGAUCUGCUCUGCUUCUCCGCUUCUAUAUUCCUUUCCUCCCUUUGCUUGUUCUUGCUCUCUAGGCUCAAUGGCUCCGACUGAGUUCUCGAGUUCAUAUAUGUGCAUGUCAGUAUGUAUAUGUAUAUGUAUGUUUGAUGUAAUCAGAUCGAUGGUACAGCAAGGUGAGAAUCGAAACCUUUUUACCGUCUUCCUCGUCAAGGUACA